Molecule: messenger RNA, 2184 nt
Organism: Plasmodium coatneyi
Lineage: Eukaryota; Apicomplexa; Aconoidasida; Haemosporida; Plasmodiidae
Product: SICA antigen
Exons: 4
Coding region: 1-2184 (727 amino acids)
Source: RefSeq, a predicted model, not a curated record
AUGUAUGCGGUAUGUGAUAAUUUUGGGGAAAUAUAUGGAUUCAGGGAAGAUGAAAUAAAUAGCUACUUCUGCAAAAUUCUAAUAAGAAAUUUAAGCUUAAUAACCAUGGAUAAUAGUAUAAUGGGAGGAGUGAGCAAAGGUAGAAUACGGAGAAACAUGGAUAAGAGUGUCCUAUGUGAUCUUCUGAACAUAUGGUUAUCAUAUUAUGACAUGAGGAAUGAACAUACGGAUUUAGACAUUAUGUAUGCAUUCCUGGCUGUGGAAAAUUUGGAAACAUUAUAUGAAGAUGGGCAAUAUGGGAAAUGUGAAUAUAAAAAUGGAUAUAGAGUUCUAGGAGGAAGUAGGGACAACAGUUUCUUUGAAGUAUAUGAUUGGCUAAUACAUGAAGGGUUAGUAGGGAAAAUUGAUGAACUUGGUAAAAGCGAUAGUUGUCAUAUAAACGAAAGUAAGGAACAUAGGGAUAGUGAAAUAUUAGGAAUAAUAAUAGGACAGAUGGGGGAGGAUAUGCGCGAGAAAGUUGAAAAAAUUAUGAGUGAGCGGAAUAGUACACGUGAAGAAAUAAAAGUACAUGAGAAAGAGUUAGAAAUGGGAGCGGAGGAUGGACCUCCUCACCUUCUCUCGAAUGAUAAUGAAAAGGAAGGGUUUGGCCAAAGCCAAAAGGGGGAAGGAACACCUGGUAACCAAGAAACUAGUCCAAAUCAGCAAGCACCACCACCACCUACACCACCCUCAGCACGAGCAACACCAGGACAUGAAACUGUGGUAAAGUCAGCACCAUUACCAGGAAGUGUACUCCCUCCUGCUGCAGAUUCUUCAGGUAAAGCGACAGGAGGAGAAAAAAGUGCAACUUCACCAGAUAAGGAGUUACAGGACACUGAUGAUUUGGAUAUUCUUCUUCCAUUGGAUGAUACUUUUACAGGGUGCCAUGGAAGUCGUUGUGGAGAGUUAGAAGAUGAUGACCUAAGUGUUGGCACUUUCUCCAGUACUGGUGUAGCUGCAACCGUCACUACAACGGAAAUUGCUUCCACUACUUCAGGUCCAGGUGAUCACAGUGCUACCACUACUAAUCAAAAUCCAGGGGAAGCAAAGGGACCAGACUCAACACCUUCAACUCAAGAUCCAGAAAGAAGCAAGGCUGGUUCUGGCUCCCAGGUUCCAACAGAAACGAAGAUAGAAAAAACUGAUGAACCUGGUGAUACUCAUGAAGCUGGUCCUGCUGGUCCUUCCGGGAACGUUGAAGGAGAAGGUAAACAACCUGGUGUUACAGUUACACGGACUACGGAUUCGGGUUUAGGUGCUGGUCCUAACACUCCCGGUUUAAGUCCAGGGGGUAAAACUAUUCAGAGUUCAAGUAUAUCAGGGGGUGGACAGGGUGGUCAAACUAUUCCAAAAACACCGGAGGCUAUUCCAUUUGUUAACAAGAUGGACAACCCUUCCCAACUCCUUACCCCAUACCUUCCUACCAUUCCCGUUCUAAUGGGUAUUUCAAUUACGACCUACUUACUUUGGAAGUAUUUUGCCUUACCAAGGAAAAGAAAACGUCACAGAAGAGCUCAUCAAGUAUCUGGUCCUCCUUCCUUAGGAGAACAACUCCUUGCUCAUGUGGACGACCAGACAGAUGGUCCACAUGCAUAUACCUUAGUAAAAAAGCGCAGACAACCAAGAUCUGCUCCCACAAGAACGAAGAGGUCAAAAAAACAGAGCAUUGGUCGUCCUGUUGUUGGUCGCCGCACCAUUAUUGAUAUUCAUUUAGAAGUCUUAAACGAAUGUCAAAAGGGGGACCUUCAUUUGACGAAGGAAGAUUUUUUUGAAAUUUUGGUUCAAGAAUUUAUGGGAAGCAAUUUUAUAGAGGAAGAAAAAGUUCCUAAGGAAAAUGUUCCUAAGAGGAGUGUUACUAAGGAAGAUAUUCCUGUGGGAGGUGUUCCUAAGGAACAGGAUCCAAGUUCAGGUUUCCGGGUGUUCCAAAGGAAGAGGUUCCAUGUUUCAGAUUCCGGGUUUAAGGAGGAAGACUUUGUUCCUAAGGAAGGUGUUCCAAAGGAAGAGGUUCCUGAGGAAGGUGUUCCUAAGGAGGGUGUUCCUGAGGAAGGUGUUCCUGAGGAACAAGUUCAAUGUUCAGAUUCCAGGUUUAGGGACGAAAACUUUGUUCUUAAGGAACAGGUUCCAAGUUCCGAUUCCGGGUUUUAG